Molecule: messenger RNA, 1501 nt
Organism: Cololabis saira (Pacific saury)
Lineage: Eukaryota; Metazoa; Chordata; Actinopteri; Beloniformes; Belonidae
Product: hepatitis A virus cellular receptor 1 homolog
Exons: 7
Coding region: 110-808 (232 amino acids)
Source: RefSeq, a predicted model, not a curated record
CUUUGAGACUGUCCUUCCUCGUAUUCAUCCCUGUUCUACUGCUGACCGCUGCUUACAUUUGUCAGCUCAGAGUGACUCAUAUUUGACUGACGGUUGAUCAGCGUCCACCAUGAGGGUCGUGCUGCUGCUCGUGCUCCUAACAGUUUCUGAGUGUGACAGCAGGAGUGUUGUUGGUCUGACGGGUCAGAGUAUCACUCUUCCCUGUAAAUACGACAGAAAGACUUACGGAGCUCUGGGUGUUUGUUGGGGUCGAGGAGAGAUACCUUUAAGGGGCUGCAACGAUCAACUGAUCACUACACCACUACUACAUGGAUAUAAAGUGGCCAGAGGAACCAGAAAGCCCAGCAGGUACCAGCUACUGGGACGACUGGAAGAAGGAGACGUUUCUUUGACGAUCCUGAACCUCACAGAGGAAGAUGCUGGAAGAUACGGGUGCAGGGUGCAGAUACAUGGAUUGUUGAAUGAUGACAAACAUCACUUUGACUUGACUGUCACAGGUGAAGAGACGAGAGCCACCAGUCCAGUUUCACCUUCUCCAAAGCACGAGAACACCAGCAAAGGUGGAGUCACAGAGAAGAUAGGAAGUGAUGUCACAGAAUACGUCAGCACAGAGCCAACAGUGACUCUUGCUCAGCGUGUAAACACUCUGCAGAUGUUUGUUGGAAACACUUUGAGACUGUCCUUCCUCGUGUUCAUCCCUGCUCUACUGCUGACCGCUGCUUACAGAAUUUGGAGAUUUGGACAGAGAUCAGACACUCACAGCGGGCCGGACCAAUCAGAGGAGCAGGAGGUGGAAAACUCUUUCUGAGUCGGACUUAAGUUUCUGUCCCGAAACAGAAGAGUCAUCAUUAAUUGAACCUUUUUUCCUCUGGAACUGAAGCAUAAAAUGUUCUUCUUUCUUUACCUUUUCUACUUGUUUAGAAGUAGGAGUGCCACAAGGUUCUGUAUCAGGACAUCUGCUUUUAAAUAAUGCUGAACACCACAUUUGGUGAAUCUCCUCCGUCUGUCAUCCUGAGGGUUUUAAAACUUUGUCUCUGAUGACUCCUGCUUCAGCGUUUCAACUCAGAUACGGCUUUUAGACUAAAGCAGUUCCAGCGCUAGUUCAGAGCUAUUGCCAGACCAGUUCUUUUGCUUUUUGAUUGCUGGCUGCAAGGAAAGCACUAACCGCUACGUCAUGGGCGGGGGCCGUGAUGAUUAUAAACAACCAAAAUCAUAAAACAUCAGGGAAAUUCUGGAUGAAUUCUUACUGAUUUAACUGGAAUCAAAAAUAUUUGUACUGUAGAUCAAACACGUGGCUCUGAAAAUACCUUUUGUAGAACCUACUUGGAACUGGCUCUAGCACAUAUUUUUGAGCUGCUCGACAAGCCCUAAGAGUGACUCAUUGUGGCUUUGCCCUCUCUGAAUUCUUAAACUGCUCUUGAAUUUGGUCUAAGCUGCAAUUAGUUUGUACUUAACUAAGUUGACUGCAUUCUCUAAUGUAGGUUGAUUUGGAUCAAAGCGU